Olea europaea var. sylvestris is the source of this 878-nucleotide messenger RNA. RefSeq lists its product as uncharacterized. Bases 291 to 659 code for a protein of 122 amino acids. The record is from RefSeq and is a predicted model, not a curated record. Lineage: Eukaryota; Viridiplantae; Streptophyta; Magnoliopsida; Lamiales; Oleaceae. The transcript is spliced from 3 exons.
UUGGUCUCUCUCUCCUACCGGAAUGUAGAAAGUGCGUGGCCAGUUCAUGACGGCAUCUCCCUUUAUCCGUGUAUCCAGCCGAGACACAACCCAUAAUUAAGGAAAAUUCAUAUCUAAUUUCCCUUUUUUCUCUCGAAGAUUUCUGACUAAAGGGAAAUCUAUAUUACUUGAGGGGCAUCCACUCUUACCCCGCUCGAAUCGUGCGUUUGAAGGCUCCUUUAUCUGUCAUUUUUUCUUGAUUCGAAAGCUAGCAGUUAAACUCAGAUCACAUAACUUUGAACUCCAGAAUAAUGCUUGACCAAUCAAAUAGGAAUUCUUGUGUGGCAGUGGAAAGAAAUUGGCAAGCUAUGGCUCUUGACAGCACGAUAACUUCACCUCAUCGAAGGUCACAGCCACAGACUGCAUUCUCUUCUUCUUCUCCUAAGAAACAGUACUCACGAAGUGAUGAACUGGGAAGCUGUUCAACUCUUUUUCAGCGACACCGGUUUCUUCUCACCGCCCUUGCCCUCCUAACAUUUCUGUGCACUAUUUAUCUUUACUUUGCUGUGACCCUUGGGGCUAGUGAUUCAUGUUCUGAAUUGUCCGGAGCUCAAAAAGCCUCGUGUCACUUGCAGCAGGCAAAGGCAUCUGUUGCUAAGGGAAAAUUGAAAUUCUUCUAGCGCGUCAUGUGCCGUCUACUUAAUAAAUAUUUUCAAUAUUUGGUCCUUUGUUGGGAUAGAACUAUAUUAGUUUGGAAUGGUUGUAGGUUAUUUUGCUCUCUGAAGAGGUUAUAUAUUUUUGGUGUAUAUUGCAAAAAGGAAAUUGUUCUGAAAGACUAUUUCUACCAGUAACAGUGAUUAUAAUGAAAUUAUGUGUUUAUGGGAAAAUUAUAGUAAAAA